CUUCGGACGCCCACUUACUUUUUGGCCUUUACACCUUGUGCAAGUACAGGCGCAGCUGUCUGCGCUCGUACUCGCAUCACUGCUGCCUCAGAGCAGCCGAGCCUGCGCUCGGUAUCCCACUGCAUCCUUGGCUGGCUGCACAAGCUGCUGCCGCACCACCAACGCCGGCGCCGCGUUGCCAGCACAAAAAACCGUCAUAGCAGCGAGACCGCAGAAGCGAGCAUAAAUCACAAAAAAAAGAUGGGCGACCGCAUCGCCGGCUUCCUGAACAAGAAGCCCUGGCACCCGUCGAGCUUCCGGAACCAGGAGAAGACGUGGCUCGCCGAGCAGCGCGCCGAGAAGGAAGAAGCGGCAUUAAGAGAGCGCAUCGCCGAGAUCAAGAAGGAGAAGGAGGAGGAGGAGUCGCGCAGCGGCGGCGGCUGGGUGGCGGCCGCCGACAACCCCGUCUGCAAGCCCGCGUCCUCAAAUGCGCCGAAGCGGAGCGGCGCCGCGGACCUCCUCGCGCGCGCGCGGCCGGCUGGGGCUUCGACCGACAAGGAAAUGAAAAGGACCAAGGCCGCGGCCCAGCAGAAGGACGCCCUCAAGCGCGCCGACGAGAAGCGCAAGGCCGAGAACGCCGAAAAACGGCGCCGCAAGAAGGCGAAGAAGCGCCAGGCCGCCGCCGACGCGUCGCCGCCGCCACCCGUCGCGCCGCCGCCGGCCCACGCCGUCGCUGCUGCGCCGCCGGCGCCCCACGCCGUCGCUGCUGCGCCGGCGCCGCCCAACGCCGUCGCUCCCGCGGCCUUUGCGAACGACGGCAGCUUCCUCGAACAAGCUCGGCGUGCACUCGAGGCGUCGAAAAAGGAAGGGGGUUAG
This is a messenger RNA of Pelagomonas calceolata, 855 nucleotides long. The record is from the annotation of a GenBank genome assembly. Lineage: Eukaryota; Pelagophyceae; Pelagomonadales; Pelagomonadaceae.